This is a messenger RNA of Pogonomyrmex barbatus (red harvester ant), 843 nucleotides long. RefSeq lists its product as uncharacterized. Lineage: Eukaryota; Metazoa; Arthropoda; Insecta; Hymenoptera; Formicidae. The record is from RefSeq and is a predicted model, not a curated record.
AAUGUCCAGCAUCGUGGUGUAUCUUUUCUUUUGUGCUUUUUGGAUAACUAUAUUUAACAAUGUGCAACUCACAAAAACGGAAGAUGUUCUGGAUAAGAUAAAAACAGGAUUGCAAUAUGCAAGUAAUUAUCUCGAAACAGCUAAAGACAUUGCCGAUUUAGUGUCUAAAAGUUUAGGCCAUAAGCAAAAACAAAAACGAGGAGAAGACGAAAAUGAUCAGAUAAAACAAUCAUUUGGCCCUUCAAAUCUCAUUUCUGCAUUCUUUCGUCUCAUUGGAUUUGAUUCGCAAAAAGUUGCAGCAGUCGCAGUCAAUAGUGUUAUAUUUCUUGCACAGAUGAUAAGCACACUUUUUGGAUUGAAAUCAUCACAAAAUAAUAUCAGCAGAAAUAUAGAUAUAGACAAAGAAUUGACUUGGAAUCCUUUAAAAUUUACUUUGGAAAAUAAAAAUGAAAAGAUCCGAAAUUUAGUCGAUCAAGCAAGAAAUCCAAAUUUACCAAAUCAACUGAUAGCUAGAAUGACUGGUUCUGAUACUGCUUGCAUCAAAUUGUUAUUAUGUAAAUCAUCUCCAGUCAUAAGAGCAGCGCAAAAUUCACUUAAUAAUAAAUCGCAGAGCUAUGUGCAUCGAAUAAUUGGGUGGUUACCAUCUAAAGAGGAAUUUGAAACAAAUAACGAUGAAUGCGAAGAUAAACAUAUCGAUUGUCAUCUAUUUUCGUCACGAUAAUUAGUAUCUUUAAGUAAGGAAGAUUAUAUGCUUCGAAGAUUAACAAUAUCUUUACUAUAUAUUUACGUAAGAAACAAGAUAUUCUCAAUGCGGUAGAUAUUAAUAAAGUAUGUGAGCAAGUA